Molecule: messenger RNA, 924 nt
Organism: Cottoperca gobio
Lineage: Eukaryota; Metazoa; Chordata; Actinopteri; Perciformes; Bovichtidae
Gene: smim18
Product: small integral membrane protein 18
Source: RefSeq, a predicted model, not a curated record
GUGCUGGGGGAGGAAAAACGGGUGGAGGAGUGAACACUGAGGAGGGAGAGUGGAAGACCGAGCGAUAGGUGGAGCACCAAAAGACACGAGAGUGCAUCUGUUGACUUGCAUCUUCUAAAGACUGAGCCACAAACACAGAAACCAUGGCCAACAUCACUACCGCUAUACACUCAAGUAACCUCCCAUGGCACCCAGAGGCGGCCCCUCUCUCCCGUGUCUCCUUGCAAGUCCAGGAGGUCUACCCUUUCCACGAUGGCUGGAACGUGGCCUGCUUCGUCAUUCUCCUGCUCUUCAUCCUCACCGUCGUGUCUCUGGCUGCAUUGGCCGUGCUCUACGAGCUACUGGACUGUGGGUGCUGUGCCAAAGGGAAGACACAUCAGCAGCUACAGGAGGAGGGGCCGGGAAGCUGCGGCAAGCUCAUGACCAGCAUUUGCAAGGAGUCGGAAUCCCGCACCGAGGUGGUAUAGGGGCAGUAAAGGACGAAGAUGAGGAAGAUAAGGAAUUUCGGGCUUUCAGUUCUGAACUGGGCAAUAACACAACGUUGACCCACGAGGCCCUGAGAAGAGAACUUCCGAGUGCCCAACAGUGGUUUCGAUUGCUCACAGUUAAGAGGAGGCAGAGGGGAGGGACAAGAUGAGGUGAAAUAGGAAGUUUGUCACCGAUUCUGUGACAAUUAGAUAAUUAGCUUUUUAUUUAGGAGGAAAUCUUUACACAUCUACAUUCACAACUACUUAACACACGCGGCAGACACUGAAAGCCAUAUUUUACACAAGAAACACUACCAGAGGAACGACUGAGCACACGAGUAGUCGAAUUAUAGUGCGGCCAUGUUAACAUAAAACACUAGUAACGCCCAACAUCAGCUGGUUUAAAACACAAGUAUCCUUCCGGCCCGUGAGUACUGCACUUAAAAGUAUAAGCCGG